Messenger RNA from Scomber scombrus (Atlantic mackerel), 678 nucleotides. RefSeq names its product claudin-4-like. The coding region runs from base 1 to 678 and encodes 225 amino acids. Gene Ontology annotation, cellular component: plasma membrane; bicellular tight junction. Gene Ontology annotation, molecular function: structural molecule activity. Gene Ontology annotation, biological process: bicellular tight junction assembly; cell adhesion. NCBI's taxonomy places the organism in Eukaryota, Metazoa, Chordata, Actinopteri, Scombriformes, Scombridae. The record is from RefSeq and is a predicted model, not a curated record. The transcript has a single exon.
AUGGGUUCUAUGGGGAUGCAGAUGAUAGGCAGCGCCCUGGCCCUUUUCGGCUGGAUCGGGGCAAUCAUUGUGUGCGCCUUACCCAUGUGGCGGGUCUCAGCCUUCAUUGGCAACAACAUAGUGACCUCCCAGACCAUAUGGGAGGGCAUCUGGAUGAGCUGCGUGGUCCAGAGUACAGGCCAGAUGCAGUGUAAGGUGUACGACUCCAUGCUGGCUCUGGGCACUGACCUCCAGGGGUCUCGGGCACUGAUGGUGGUUUCCAUCAUCACAGGUGUCGUAGGGCUCCUCAUUUCCUUCGCUGGUGGAAAAUGCACCAACUUCAUUCCUGAGGAGAGGGCCAAAGCGAGGGCUUCAGUUGCAGCAGGCGUGGUGCUGAUCAUCAGUGGAUUUCUCUGCCUUGUUCCAGUGUCCUGGAGCGCCAGCAUCAUUAUAAGGAACUUCUACAGCCCUCUGCUAAUAGAUGCCCAGAAAAGAGAGCUUGGAGCCUCUCUUUACAUCGGCUGGGGGGCUGGCGGUCUGCUGGUGCUGGGAGGGGGGCUUUUGUGCGCCAACUGCCCCCCCAAGGAAGAAAAAACCCCUUCUGUUAAGUACCUCAUAAACAAGUCUACAGGAGGAUACAGCAGAGGGGACCCUGACACCCCUGUCCAGUCUGUUACACCGCCAAAGACCUACAUUUGA